Astyanax mexicanus (Mexican tetra) is the source of this 1675-nucleotide messenger RNA. RefSeq names its product cd7 antigen-like (gene cd7al). Gene Ontology annotation, molecular function: signaling receptor activity. The record is from RefSeq and is a predicted model, not a curated record. The coding region runs from base 125 to 838 and encodes 237 amino acids. Gene Ontology annotation, cellular component: membrane. Gene Ontology annotation, biological process: adaptive immune response. Lineage: Eukaryota; Metazoa; Chordata; Actinopteri; Characiformes; Acestrorhamphidae. The transcript has 4 exons.
AUAUCCUCUUUUCUCACUCUUACCACAUCCAGCAACCUCACUUUGCAUCAUCCUUCUGUGCUUUACGGAGUUCGGACAGAUUUAAACUGCAGCUGAAGAACAACCUGUUAACAAUUACGCAGUCAUGAGGAAUCCACUGGUUGUUGCCUGGCUUAUUGUCAUCUUUUCUGCAACUGGGUUUGGGGAUAUUGUGUAUCUCCGCAGGCAAAGGAACGCUUCUGCAGAGUUUUCCUGUGUGUCCACGAAUGAGAAGGAAACACCAUUUGCUUUCUCUCUGACCCGCGAGUGGCAGAAACACCAAGUGCUCUAUCUCAACUUUGGGAACAGCGCUUAUGUUUUUAAUGCGGCAGACAGGCACCGGAUCUUCGUACAGAGUGACCCAGGGCAGCGAAGAGUCAACGUGAGCAUCCAUCAUCUGCUGGGCCGCCACACUGACCUGUACCAGUGUGAGUUCCACUACGACACUGGGGACUUCAUGAAACAUCAUGGAAAGGCAAAGUUUUUUCUCCACGUUGAAGACUGCACUCCUGAAGAGUGCUCAUGCUACAGUUAUGAGCCGCUGCUGUAUUCUCUCUCAGCAGCAGCAGUGCUGCUAUUCCUGUGUGUGCUGGUGCUGGCCGCUGCCUACUGUAGGAGGCCGCCCAGCCAGCCCAAACCACCGGUAGCUCCCGUCUACGAGGAGAUGACCGGCGUGAGAAGAGCCAGUGGAAAGGCAGGCGGUCAUCACCUGGGCCUGUAUUCAAACACGCAGGAGGAAGCAGACACAUCUGUAUACAUCCGCCCCCGCAAAGAGAACCCCUACGACCCCUUACCUGGGGGUGACCCCUACAGCUUAUAGGAUACUGAGGAGCACAAAGCAUGCCGCAUGAAACGAUCACCACUGAGAUCUUUAGUCCAGUAUAAAUCUGAAGAAUUUACAAUCGCACAGUAAACAUGAUUGAGAGAUUUUGUUCCAGCAUGAUUCUGUACAAUCUGUUUUUAUCACGAUGGACAGAUUUUGCCACAGUUUGAAUCUGUACUAUCAGUGCUUUGUUUACAGUCUAAUAGGAUUUACGAUAAAGAGAUUUUACUCCAGUAUGAAUCUGCAGAAUCUGUAGUUUUUAGUCUCUCAGUAAUGAUGGUGGACAGAUUUAAUUUCCAUAUGAAGCUGUAAAUCUGUAGUCCCACUCUCUCUAGAAUCUACUCCAGUAUGAAUCUGAAGAAUUAUGAUAGAGAGAUGUUGUUGUGGUGUGAAUCUUUAAAAUCAGUGUUUUUUACAAUCUAACUGUAAUUUCGAUGGAGAUAUUUUGUUCCAGUAUGAAUCUGUAAAAUCUGUGUUUUUACAGUCUCGCUCUAAUUAUAAUGAAGAUUUUGAUUCUGGUAUUAAUUUGAAAAAUCUGUUUUUAGAUUCUCGCUGUAAUUAUGAUGGUAUGGUUUUGUUCCAGUAUGAAUCUGCACAAUGUUUUUACAGUCUCGCUGUAAAUAUAAUGCAGACUUUUAUUAUGAAUUUUUAUUCUGCUAUUAUUCCAGUAUGAAUCUGUAGGUUUAAACCUUCUCAGUAAUUUUGGUGAAGAAAUUUUAUUUCAGUAAUUAAGUUCAGUAAUUUUUUUAUCUCUGUAAUUGUGAUAAAUCUGUAUAAAUCUGUAGAAUUUACCCAAGUAAAUAUGGUGGAGAUUUUGUUCCAGUAUGAAUCUAU